Messenger RNA from Amphibalanus amphitrite, 1802 nucleotides. RefSeq lists its product as uncharacterized. Bases 72 to 1082 code for a protein of 336 amino acids. The record is from RefSeq and is a predicted model, not a curated record. The transcript has 3 exons. Lineage: Eukaryota; Metazoa; Arthropoda; Thecostraca; Balanomorpha; Balanidae.
AGGCGAAGGGGCAGGUCAGCCAGCGGGUCCACCUCGCUACUCGGACGUUCUCGAGCACGGUGGCCUGCGCGAUGGAAACAUACGUACCGCGUCGAGCGGUGCAGGCCCGAGCGGUGAAAGUUGUUGACGCCUGGUUCGACGUCGUCAAUAGCCGCUCGCCGUACGAUCAGAAGAAAGAGCGCUGCGGCUACGGGAUCACCGCCGAGAUCAAGGCACGCCAAGACCAGGCCCUGGCGGCCAUGGAUGAGCUCGUGCGCGGGGCGCGCAAGGCGACGUCCAAGCAGCCUCUUGGCCGAGCUACCCUCCUGCCGUUUCAGCACGGCGUCCUCCGCACGAACGCAUCCCUGCGCGGCCUCUACCUGGACGCGCAAACCGCGUGCCCCGGGCUGGGAUACAUCAUGACCUCUCAUGUUAAUCAAGAUUGCGUCGAGAACGCGUUCUCCCAGCUCCGAGGCAUGUGCGGUCGGAACACCACCCCAGACGCGGUGGAGGCCCGCAUACGUCUGAGGAUUAUGCUGAUGGCGCCGUCGCCGCUGGCCGCUGUGCAGAGCCGGAGUCUCCCAGUGCAGGUGGAGGGAGAUACAGACUUCCUCAGCACCUGUGCUCAGCCGCUGACGCCCAACAACGUCACAAACGCCGCCUAUGAAGGUCUGGACGUAGAGGACGAAUAUAAAUCAUGCGUGAUCCUUAUUCAAGCCUCACGCAUGCAAAUUCAAGACUCCAUCGGAAAUAGGGGAAGCUCAUUGACCCAGCGGACGCCGAGGCCUCCGAGCAGCGAGAGAACUGGGAGGCUGCCCUAUCAGUCCGCCAUGGACCAGCCGCCGCUACCGCCCGCCACCGGCGAUGACGACGACCCUCUGCCGGCUGCGGAGGGAGCGGCCGCCGCCGCGCCGGUGACGGACGAACUGGGGGUCGACCGCGAGGCGCUUGCCUUUGUGGCAGGCUACGUGGCCUCCAAGCGCCGCCACCUGUGCAGCGGUCUGGGUCAGCCAAGCUCCUGCUCUCCGGCGUCAGCGUUCGUGCCGAGCCGGUGGCUGCAGACAAUUAGCCGCGGAAACCUCUACGUUCUCAGUGAGUGGUAGAUGGAGGUGGUCGAGGACUUCAACACCAGGUUCCGUGAUGUGAUGGGCUCGACUGCUGACGUAGCGCCGGGGAUCGUCCAGCGACUAAUCGCCUGUGUGCUGGCCAAGGCACCGGAGCUGGACGAGCGAGUCGCACGAAAGCUCGCCAGCACGCGACUCCACCUGCGCCUCCGGUGGCUUAACACCGCCCGUGCCGAAGCAGAAGCCGAGCGGUACCGUGCCCGUAAAACAGCGCAACACGCGAGGAGCAGGACUUAGACAACACGGUACAGUCUCGGCGAUGACAAUCCCGGGUGAAAAUUCGAACGUUUUGGAUGCCGUUUGUGUGUAUUUGUGUAUUUAUGUUUCUGCGUGAACUGAUAUUUGUGUAAGUGUCGUUGACUCUCCCGAUCCGCUGCAUUGCAUGCACAUUGGACUGACGGAGAUCUGCAGGUGUCUGAAGAAAGAGUCGCAUGCCGUAGUGUCGUGUGCAGUGAUCUGGUCCUAAAUUUCCUUUCGUUUUCCCGCAGAAGGUAUGUUCCCCUUGAUCCGCGCACUGUUGUGCUUGAUGUCGACUGCGAUCGCUGUAAUUAGACUUUGUACACCUCUCGUCUUGUGUGCUUUCUUGUUGGCUUGAUCAAAGGGACGUGGAAGUCCCAGUGAGGUGACGAAUUGUAUCAGCCACUUCAACUUGUCAUUGAAAUGACUGAGUUCCCGAAGAGAUGAUAUUCAACGAAAAAA